GUUCUACCUAGCGAAAACGACACAGACACCAAAUUUAAGCUUUUUUCGCUGCUUCUCGCGAUCGUUGUUUUGUUGUGCGUGUCCUGUCGUUCUAUUGUGUUACUUUUUGUGUGUAAAAUGUGCUCCCUUCGCGAACGACCAAUGCGAACCAAUAGCUUACCUACGUUCAUCGCCCAUUGAUUGCCAGCUAGGCAAUUGUUGUAUUCUUCUCGUGUGUCGAUCGAAGUGUAAAGCAAGUGUGUACUGCAAUGCUGCAAAUGGAUGGAUUAUUUACGAUCCCAUAGACGACCACCAAGGAUAUCACUCACUCACAACUCGACAGUAUUGAAGCGACGGAAUAAAACGAUAAUGCACUAGAACGGAACCUGGCCUUUCGAACGGAACUAUUUGUUUUGCACCAAAAUGGCAUCGAGUGAAAACAAUAGUGAUGAUGGUGGACACAAUGUAUUUUCAGGCUUUUCAAGCUCGAACGGUAGCGCGCCGGAGUACGAACAUCUGAUGCAGUUCGAGUAUCUCAAGACCAAGUAUCGCGAUGUGGUAUCCCAGCUGAAGACGGUUUCGAGCGAAAAGCAACGCUUGGAGCACGAUUUUCAGCUGCUGAAGAAAGAACUCGAAGGAAAGGGAGACUUUUUCAACAGCUACCACGAGUACAGUGGGUUGAAGCAGAAGUACGACACGCUGCGGCAUCGGUAUGAGGAAAUCACGAAAGAUCCAGCGCACUGCAUAAAGUUGUGCGAGGAAUUGAAAAAAGAACGCAACAAGUACAAGGAGCUGCUGAAGGCGACGGAAUUGGAGCUCGAAACCGUUCUAUCAGAGCGGGGCAGUGUGCUGAAGGAAAACCAAAAGCUUUACGAUAAGAACGAAGCAUUAGAGCGGGAGGUGCAGGGCAAGCUGAAGGAAACGGUAGCGUUGAAAGAGAAAAUAGAGCUACUAAAAACACGCCAAGAGUAUCAGCAGCUUUCGAACGAAAGCAGCUGGAACAAGGAAUUGUCCGACAGCAAGGAUAAGUUCAGUAUUGUUUCGGAGAAUUUGGAAACCGCCAACCAAGAGAUCGAACGUUUGAAAAAAGCGCUCGACAAGGCAAAGGCAGAAAUAGCGAAGGCCGUCCACGACACGGAGGUGGCCAAGCAACGGCGCGAUUGGGCGAUAUCGGAAAGGGAAAAGAUCGUACAGGAGCGUGACAGUGUACGAAAUUUGUGCGAUGAAAUCCGGAAAGAGCGGGACACGGCCACGUCGAAGCUGCUGGCAGCGAUACGUGACAAGGAUGAUGCGCACAAAAAGAUUGAACUGCUCACCGAUCAGCUGGAGCAGGUAACACGCGACAGUAUUAACAAUAAUGCCGGUUCAAGCGGACAAACCCCGUCCAAUCUGCCGGGCGGCGGUCAGUCACAGGCGAACGGGGCUGGUUCUGGUACGCCAACAACACCGAACGCUUCGCUGGUAUCGAUGAACAAUAGUAACAGCCAUCGCAACUCGCACUACAGCAGCUUUAGCUCGAUCUACAACCUAGAAUCAUUGCAACAGUAUGACGUGGAGAUGGUCGAAAUCGAUACUUCCCCGUUGCUGAGCAAUUCCUCCGACUGGGGUCUAACGAUCAGUGGCGAUCUCGAUCACAGUUAUGGCAGCGAUCAUAGCAACGCGAAGAAUCUCUGCGGCCCGUACGUAGCGGCCGUGGAGCACGAUUCAAUCUUUGCCGGCAAACUGAAACCGAACGAUAUCAUAUGCCAAAUAAACAACCACGACUGUAGCACUUUCUCGAGGCGGAUGAUCUAUCGCACGAUCCGUAACAGCGUGCCGCAGUGCAUCAUUACGGUGAAGAGACCAACGAAACGUUUGCUGCCGGUGCAGAUCCCGUUUACCAGCACGAAUCGAAACCAUGGGCUGUGUCUCGAGCUGGGGCUAUACAUAGCGAAGCUGGAGCCCAAUUCAAUCGCAGCCAAGGAUAGUCGAUUGGCGGUGGGAGAUCGAAUUUUGUCGAUCAACAACAAGCCAAUGGAGAGCAUCAAAAACAUAAACGAUGUACACGCCUACAUAAACGAUAUGCGUAACAGCAGCCUUAAUCUGAUUGUUAUCAAGGAAAUGCUGGAAAAUCAUCCAAGUUACGCUAGUUUCUACCAGCCACGGUUGAAACACAUCCGCAACACUACCAGCUGCACACAGACAGACAAUUCCCUGUCGACGUUCGGCAGCCAGCACACCACCAAUACAAGCAGUGUGAACACGAGUGCUAACGCGAUGACGAUGAUGAACCAUCGGCUGAGCCUGGAGUUUGACAAUAACAAUCACUUCCUUCCGUCGGCGAUGCCUUCCUCAUCGUACCAGCCCUCCUCGAGCACACCGAACUCCGUGGCCGCUAGUACGCCAUCGUCUACGAAAUCGGCCUCCAAGUUGACGGAGUUUAUUCAGAAAAUUAAGGACAAGAUGGCAAUCAGCAACCACAGCAAGGAGGCAGGUGGGCCGGGCGGUAGCCAAGAGCACGAUGCGAUCGCGGCUCUCGAUUCCGUGCUGGACAGUGACGAACAGUCGCGGGACGGGAAACGGUCGAAGCGUCGUAACAAAAACGAUCCACACAAUCAAUCGGACGUGCCGCGCGGCACGUGGCCACGGGUGAACAUGACGAUCCACAUCAACGAAACGCAUCCGGGCACGAUAGUGCAGAAGAAAAAGAUAAGACCACAGCUGACCAUUCCACGAGGGGGCGAUCUGGACAAUAACAACUAUUUUGCUGCCGUAAUGAAUGAAGCGAACACGAUUCCAACCAACUUUCAGCCGGACAAGCUCACUGGAGGGCCACUGUCGCCGCAAGGCAUUGCCGGUAGCGGAGGUUCGGGCGGUGUCGGUGGUGGAGUUGUUGUAGGUCCCGGAGGUGCUAUGCUACCGGGUGCAGCUUCCAACAGUGGACAGGGAACACUCCCUGGCUCAAGCAAACGCAACUCAAAUCCCGUAAUGCCUAUGGAUAUACAGCGCCUGCUUGCGCUGAAGUACGGAGAUGCGACCGUCGCCGGUAUGGUUGGUGGAACCAUUGGAAACACACCGGCCACUGGUACGAUGGGGAAAUCGCACACCGGCGGUGCACCCUUUCCACGAUCAUCGACGUACGACGAUCGGCACCACGAUGGGGGUGGACUGAAUUUGAACAAACAUCGUUUCAGCUUAAACCUUUCGGCGAUGAGCAAACAGCCGUUGCAGCAACAGCAGCAGCAGCAGCUACUGUUACCGCCACACCAGCAACAAAACUCGCUCGAUUUCAUUCCAAUUCCAACUUCCUCUUCGCAAAAGAGUAAUCAUUCGAUCGAUUCUGCCAGCGCUUCGCAUUCGCUGUCGAAAAGCCCGCCGGUUUAUUAUGCCGGUACUGCCGGAACACUCGGCAUACCAACGUCGAAAACGACCGAAUUUUUCAUGACCUCAAAGAUUACGAAAUCGCUGUCUAAGUACUCGAGCGACAAUGAGAGUAUUGACACAGAAACCCUUUCGCUCGGUGGUAUGCACGGUGGCGUCGGUGGUGGCGGUGCAACAAUGAGCGGCAUGUCCGCGAACAUGGGUCCAACAAGUAGCGGAGGCAUUCAAGGAAUCGUUGGUAGUGUUGGUCCGGGUAACACUAACACCCUGCCACUGUCUCACAUGCGCAAACAGCUAAUUGGUAACAGUGGCACGUCAGGAGGUGGCUCGUCUUCGAAUCGCAGCGGCCACACACUACACCCAGCUGCGACAGCCGGUUAUGGUGCAACCAUAUUUCCCGGCUCGUAUCCGCAUCCCUUUAUGCGCAACCAUCAUCAGCCGGGAGGAGGCAGCGGUGGCGGUGGCGGUGGAGGGGGUAGCGGUGCUAACGACGCGAUGAUGGCGUUCCAGUCGGGUAGCGGAGGAAGCGGUCCAACCGGACCGGCCACAAUCGGCCAUCACUCGCACGGUGCUUCCAUGGACUAUUCGUACCGAUACAGUCAGAUUCAAUCGUCUAAGGAGGAUGUUCCUAUAUCCGGGUAUGCGGGUGGCUACGAAGGCGGAACGUUUCCGCGAAACAAAAGUCACCUAACGAGCAAUAGUAACCAUCACCAUCAUCAUCACCACCAUCAUCAUCAGGGAGGGUUUCGCAUACCUUCGAACCAGAGUGUGACGAGCCGCGGCAGUGGCAUAAAGAUUAGCAACGGUUCCAUUGAUUGCAGCAGCUCUGAACGUGCUUCACCGAUUCCAACGUUCGAGGUACAAGUGCUGAAGCCCGGUCACGUACCAUCCGGUGGUGGUGUUUCCGGUUCGAACAAACGGAGCUCUCUCCAAGACUACGGACAAUCCAAACCAAACUUGGGCGAACUCCGGUUAGUGCAAAUCGAUAAAAGCGAAAUGUCGUUAGGUAUAAAAAUUUUCUGCCGACGCAACGGAGGCGGCGUGUUCGUGUCGAACGUGGGUGAGAAUAGUUUGGCCAGCAAGGUUGGCUUGCACAUUGGCGAUCAGCUGCUGGAGGUGUGUGGGAUAAAUCUGCGCAAGGCGACGUACGAACUAGCGGCACACGUGCUCCGUCAGUGUGGCAACUCCAUUACCAUGCUGGUGCUCUACAACCCGGUAGUGUACAGCAACUUAACCACGAGCGAAGACAAUCUUGCACGUUCGGGAUCACCGACGCCGCAGAAUUCCCCACGCUCCAUGGGACGGUCGUUAAUUGCGGCCGUAAAUACGGCUGCCGUCAACUCUAUGACCGGUACAAUGACCACCGCUAAAACGUCAUCACUCGUGAAGGCACAAGAAUUCAGCGAUAGUCUUGAGCAUCAAACGCAACUGCACGAUGACGAGGAAGAUGGUUCCGUAGCCGUCGGUAGCUCCGGUGUGCCUGGACAGGGCAAUCUCUACAAGGAACAGCCUCGUGAAAUUUACAUCGAAACACGUAAAACUUCCAACCUGGGAAUUACGUUAGUUGGGGGCAAUGCAUACGGUAUCUUUGUGCACGGUGUCCAGAAGGAUUCAAUCGCUGACCAGGCGGGACUGCUGGUGGGCGAUCAGAUACUAGAGUUUAACGGUACGGAUAUGCGUCGGUCAACUGCGGAGCAUGCGGCUCUCGAGAUCGCGAAACCGGCCGAUCAUGUGAAGGUGCUCGUAUUGUACAACAUUCAAAAGUUCAAUCAAAUCAAAGAUAAACCGGGCGAUGCACUGUACAUCAGGGUCGGGUUUGAUCGUAACUGCGAUCAGGGAGAUUCGGAACUGUCUUUUACGAAAGACGAGGUGCUGUUCGUCGACAAUACUAUGUUCGGUGGAAUUCCGGGCAAAUGGCGUGCCUGGAAGCUUGACGAAUACGGCCACAAGAGGCAAUGCGGUAUCAUUCCCAACAAGCUAAAAGUCGAGGAAGAGCUGCGACUGCUUGGAGACCCGGGUGAUGUCGAUACGACGGCUCGACGAGGUUCGACAUCGGCUCGAAGAUCUUUCUUCAAACGCAUCAAACCACAACGAAGCUCGUCACGUGAUUCAAAAGAAUUGGCCAGCUUUAGCAAUACGCACCUGAGCCUGUAUCUCGAUUCGGGUUCAUUAAGUGACGAUGGAUUAAGCAGCUACCAACGUGUUGAACGGUUGGAAUAUACCUACCGACCAGUGAUAAUAUUGGGUCCACUGUCCGAGUUUGUCAUCGAUAAGUUGUGCGUGGAUUUCCCAGAAGAUUUUGCCGUCCUGCAGGAAAGCCAGAAGAAAUGCAUCAAGGACGAAAUGGAGCUGGCGAUUCAAAACAAUUCGAUCGCGGACUAUAAGCUGCGCAGCAAUGGUAUAUUUGAGUACACGAGUAUGCAAGCCGUGCGGGACAAUAAGCAAUGUCACUGCAUACUGAACGUGAGCAUGGCGGCAGUAGAGCGAUUGCAGCGCGCUCAAAUAUAUCCGAUCGUGCUGCUGUUGCGCUUCAAAUCGGCCAAGCAAAUCAAGGAGAUUAAAGACUCGCGCUAUUCAACGGACAAAAUCUCGGCCAAAGCGGCCAAGGAAAUGUACGAGCAUACGCUCAAGAUGGAAUCGGAAUAUCGACAGUUUAUAUCGGUUGUUAUUUCCGGAGUAAAUAUUACACACAUGUGUACGCAGAUCAAAGCAGCCGUGGAUAGCGAGCAAAAGAAAAUUCUUUGGGUAUCGAUUCCGUCACCGUUGUGACCAUCGGUAAGCUAUCUUCGUCCCGACGAAGAUGAACGAUUGGCCUAAACGAUACGCAACGAUCCGUAUCAACGAUUAAUAAGGUAUUGUAUAAAAAAAACACACACACACCACUAAACGCUGUUUAGACUUUACGACCUGAAGAAAAAUCAAAAACUGGGAAACAAGAUGAAAAGAAGGUUGGUGUAGAGUACUGUGCAAUAUAUUUACAUUAUGAAUGAAACGUCUUGGACAGGAACUAGUACAGCAAGCAGUAGCGGUACCACACCUUUCGAAAGAGAUCCCGGUCCCGCAGUUAUUUAUGUAAUGAAACACUUCAUCAUCACAAACUUUUAGACAUCGGCAGCACGAUGUGUAAGCGAUGUGCGAUUAUAUUUUGUUUAGGCAAAAGGUUUUGCUAAUAAUGUUUAUUGAUACUUAAGCGACACGGUGAUAACGGCUCUCAAUACAUUUCGUCACUAUUUCGGCAUGUUUAAUUCAGCUAAAAAAAAAAAUCUUGAACAGAAUCUCACAAUUUCCAAUUCAAAUUAUUACAACAACGUAUAUCAACUACUUCUGUACGUAACCAUGUGAAUGGAGGGGCGCAUUUAUACUAGCAGAGCAUUAGUUUACCUAGUGGAUGAAUCAUCUGUAGAACUCACUUCCGGCAUCCAGAAUAGAGCAACAUAUUUUUCACUCGUGGACCCACCGUUGUCGUUAUGAUUGUCCUUGGUAUUUUGUUUACAUUUUAUAUAGUCCGUAUAUUCUUUGUUGUCGUUUUAUUGCGCAAUGAAUGUUAAAGAUAUGAAAGUAUAAAUAAGUCUUCCAAAACUAUCUAUUAUUAGCAUAGAACAAUUCAAAUGCAUAAGAUUUGAUACGUUCCCGCGAAGUGAACGCAUUUAUUGCUAUUAACCGAAUGGAUGAAAUAUAUUAAAAUCGAUGCACAAUUUAAGGCUAAACACAAACUUUUAACAGUUACAUUUGGAAAAUACAAAGGUUGAUCUUGUUAUAAUUGUACAGUCAUGUAAUUAUUAUCGUUGGAAGGAACAUUUUGAACUCAUUCGAAUGUGUCAAAACAAUUGGUCGUUUAUUUGCAAUUUCGUACGUCUUCCAUUUAUCAAAAGCGUUAAAGAAAAAGUGUGUUAUAGAAGAAAAAAAUAAGUUGAAAACUUCAGUUCAAAUGCUGAAAAUGGAUGAAUUAUUCAAUAUCCUGAAACUAUUAACACUUGCAUGAGAAUUUAGCACAUCGAGGAAUUGCAUUCAUACACAAACAAUCACUAAUAUUAUUUUUAUAUUUCUCGUGUAUUGUUUGUUCAUGGUGUUUACGUUUGUCUGCAUAGCAGGACUGGCUAUUAAAGUAAAGGCAAUCUAAAAACAGCCAACAGGACCAACAAAGGUUCUAUACCUAAAUACGAACAAGUCUAUAGUGUGAGCUAAGUAUAUCCGCUAUGUACAACUUAUGAUAUGUUACUACCUCAACCAUUCGAUCACAAACAAGCAGAUAUCCUUGUUGGCAUUAUACAUGCAACGAAUAUACGCAUUUAUCUGAUUGUUGUUUUCUCAUCAUGAUAUCUAUUAUUAACACUAGGCUGUCUUGUUCAUCGCUUGUUUCUUCCUCUACAAAACGUGCAUUUAAAACACUCAAAGGCAUUGCAAAGCGAAAGCUUAAUGGGAUUAGCAACCGGGAUGAGUAGAUGAUUCUGGAUGGAAAAAAAUAUCCCAAUUAAUGUUCAAAAAAUUUCGAGAAGCAUUGUUUUCGUUCUACCUAAAGGCAUCUGUUUCUACAUUGCGCAAUAUAGUUCGUGUUCUUUAAAUCUUCUCAAAAAAAAUUGGCCACCUUCCGUUUUUUGCACUGGCAUAAAAUCGAAUUCUCAAGCCCUCAAGAAGCAUUUGUAAACUCCAAAAGAAUUAAAUCUUCGCCUUCAUUAAAUAAGUGAAUCCUCUUUCCAUUAUGUUUGAUGCUGUAACAAAAGAUGUUGGUUGUUUUUAUUUUGUGCUUAUUACAUGUAUCAUCCUAAUAGUUAGUAGUAUAUCGAUUGUUUUGUUGUUAUUCAUUCUAUUUUGAUUCAAUCAUCACUAAACACACGAUAAUCAAAGUAUAUAUUUUGAGUGUAUUCGUUUUGAGUGCAGCUACUGCAAGAAAUGGUAUAUAUAAUAGGUAUGUAACAAAAACUAAAAAUAAAAAAACAACAAAAGGGAAACAAGCAAUACGCGGAGCAAAAAUAACACCAGAUGGAGUUUUACUUCCAAUGUUAGAAAUAAAUUGUUUGUCUGUUUUUUCCCCACCUAAGGGAUACGUAAUGCAAUCCAGCGCGGAACAGAAUCAAUCAAUGACCUAGUAUCUUUUUUUUAAAUUAAAUAUUGUAUACAGUGAUCUAUAUAUAAAUGAUACGAUUAAAAACAUCAAUAAAAAUAUUAUUAUAUAUUUUUUAUUUCCUACA
Molecule: messenger RNA, 8528 nt
Organism: Anopheles funestus (African malaria mosquito)
Lineage: Eukaryota; Metazoa; Arthropoda; Insecta; Diptera; Culicidae
Gene: Dlg5
Product: disks large homolog 5
Exons: 8
Coding region: 403-6108 (1901 amino acids)
Molecular function (GO): protein binding
Source: RefSeq, a predicted model, not a curated record